Morone saxatilis (striped sea-bass) is the source of this 7883-nucleotide messenger RNA. Its product is annotated as serine/threonine-protein kinase SMG1-like. The coding region runs from base 163 to 6660 and encodes 2165 amino acids. Gene Ontology annotation, molecular function: protein binding; protein serine/threonine kinase activity. NCBI's taxonomy places the organism in Eukaryota, Metazoa, Chordata, Actinopteri, Moronidae. Gene Ontology annotation, biological process: phosphorylation; nuclear-transcribed mRNA catabolic process, nonsense-mediated decay. The transcript has 39 exons. Gene Ontology annotation, cellular component: nucleus. The record is from RefSeq and is a predicted model, not a curated record.
CGCCGUAUAACCCCAAAGAAGAAGAAACACUACCGUAAGCUAGCUUUACCGACGACUUGCUAACCGAUUUGUGAGACUUGACAAAACAUAACAGUACAAAGUAACCCUUAAGGAGAGGCACGGUUACCGCUGCCAGCGGGUCAUGCAGCUCUCUAAAAGGUAAUGAGCCGUAAAGCCUCAGGGUCUCGGCUCAGCGGCGCCCACAAACUGCAGCCACACUGGAAUGACUGGCAGCCCAGAGUUGACAGUGUGUCAUCCAGCCAGGACGGAGUGAAGACCAGUGGAUAUGAAGCUGGUCAAGGUGUCUGUGAUAAUACGUUUGGUUGGAAGUCGGUGGGGCAAGAGUUGAGGCCCAAUGACGUGACACCAGAUUUGACUCCUUUUCAGCAUGGAAACCGUGCUUUAGCUUCAAAGGACAUGAAGAAAUCGCAGGAUAGAGGGAUGGCUCACUCAGAGGAGUCUCGGCUGGCCAACCUCCUGCGCCGAGUCUCCAGGGAAGAUGAUCGCGACCGCAGGCUGGCCACCCUCAAACAGCUGAAGGAAUUCAUCAGUCACAGCGAAAGCAAAGUGACCCUGGUCAAACAGUUGGACACCAUCCUCAGCACCUUGAAUGACAUUUUGAAUGAAAGCAGCAAGCUGUUGUGGGAGUUGCGUCAGGACGCGGCUGCCUGCCUGGGUCUCCUCUGCACAGUGCUCAGCUACGAGGCGGAGCGCAUCUUCAAGUGGCUCUUUCUCAAGUUGACUUCAAGUAGUCGCGACGAGGUGAAGCUGUUGUACCUGGUCUCAGCGCAGCGAGCUCUGGAGGCUGCUGGAGAGAGGAAGGCCUUCUCUCACGUCAUGCAGCUGGUGAUGAGCAACCUGCAGUCCAUCCUGGAGAACGUGGACACACCAGAGCUGCUUUGUCAAAGUGUGAAGUGUAUUCUUCAGGUGGCUCGCUGCUACCCGCACGUCUUUAGCACCAACUUCAGGGACACAGUGGAUAUCUUGGUGGGCUGGCACAUCGACCACACACAGAAGCAGUCAGUCACUCAGCAAGUUUCCGGCUGGUUACAGAGUCUGGAACAGUUCUGGGUGGCAGACCUGACCUUCUCUACCACCCUGCUGGGACAGUUCUUGGAGGAUAUGGAGGCGUAUGCAGAGGAUUUGAACCACGUGAUGUCAGGCGAGGUGCUAGAUGAAGACAUCCCCCCUCCCUCAGUGUCACUGCCCAAGCUGGCAGCUUUGCUGAGGGUUUUCAGCACAGUGGUCCGCAGCAUCGGAGAGCGAUUCAACCCUUUCAGAGGACCACCCAUUACUGAGGUCUACGUCACUGAUGUUCUGAACCGGGUUCUGGCCUGUGUGACUACAGCAAAGCAGGUCCAGUUCUCUGAGGCAGUUCUCACAGCAGGGAAUGAGUGUGUGGGUGUGUUGCUGGCCAGUGUGGAGCCCUGUGGUCAGCUGAUGGAGGCUGUUCUCACCUAUGGCCUGGACCAGCUGGCCUGCUGCCAGGCCUGCGGCUCAGACUACAAUCUAGCAGUGCUCAGCCUCCUCACUCUGAUUGUGGACCAGAUCAACACAAAGCUACCUGCGUCCUUCGUUGAGAAAUUGUUGGCACCCGACUCCCAGCUGCUGAAGCUGCGUUUCCAUCGAGAGAAAGAGGUGACCUCAGCUGUCCAUGGUGUGUACCAGGCACUCCUAAGCCUGAAAAACAUUCCAACACUGGAGGCAGCUUAUAAAAUCGUUUUGGGUGAGAUGGAAUGUGCCCUGUCUAGCCUGACAGCAACCCUGGAGCCCAGUGGUAGGGCCACAGUGCUUGACGGCCCUUGCCCCAGCAUCCAGCACCCUGCUUUUGCCUCCCUCACCCUACCCCCGGAGAAGGCCCAGUUCACCCUCAUCUUUAACCUCAGCACCCUCACCACCAUCGGCAACACCAAGAACUCUCUCAUUGGGAUGUGGGCGUUGUCUCCUACGGUCUUUGCUCUGCUCAGUCACAAUCUGAUGCUGGUCCACUCUGAGUUAGCAGUCUACUACCCUGCCAUCCAGUACGCUGUACUCUUCACCCUGUACUCCCACUGCACAAGUUUAGCUAGUUUAGUUUUGUAUCGAUACACAAUGUGCAGGAAUGUGGACACCGCGACCAACACACAACAAAGCGUCUACUCACGUGAGGACCUCCUCCAGUAUCGGGACUUACGUGUUGCAUGUCCGAAGGAGAUCCCGGUGGAGUUAAGGAGACGAAGGCGAGGAACCAGAGCAGGCACGUUGGCAGAGAUCUGCACACUUGAUAUUGAACUGCUGGCCCUCGGGUUAAGGCCAUACUAUCUUCCCUGUGAGUUUUUGGCCACCAUUGUUGUCAUUGUUUACAUUCCUCCAUCGGCAGUAGCGGCGCACGCCUGUGACGUCAUCCACUCCACCGUUGCAGACCUGCAGACACGUGACAGCAGGAAGACAGUUCUGCUAAAGUCCAGCGAGUGCUCUCCUGAGGUGAUCAACUUUCUGGCCAACAAAGCGUGUCAGUGUUACCUGGCACUCUGUGAUUGGGCAUCUGUUAAAGAGUGGCAGGCCACCGUCCAUUCCCUCAAAAAGAACUCCACCAAUCCAGUCAGCAUCAACCUGAGGACUGACUUCAACUACAUCCAGGCCCUGAGCUGCUUUGAGGACGGAGAUCUGGCAGAGUGCAGGGCUCAGCUGGAGCUGCUGCCUGGAGAGGACUACAGCUCGCUCUCUAGCAGUAAGGAUAAGCUAGAUCUGAAGAGGCUCCUUCCCUCUAUGAGUCCAGAUCCAACUGAGCUGCAGAGAGCCAUCGAGGUGCAGCUCCUUCGGAGCGCUGUUUGCGCCAUGACGAAAUUCACUCAACAGCAAGAGCAGAGGAACACAGCCAAUCCAGAUACUUUAGUGCGCUGCCUGAAACAGACUGGACGGAUCUGCUUGGGUCCCCUUCGCCUGUCCACCCUCACUCUGUCUGACGCCCUGCCCACCCUGCCCACCCUGCAGCUCCAUUGCACUGCCACCCUGGAGAACACACUCACUGGACAAGAACUUGAGGAAGGUAAAAUAGGCCUGGCAGGACACCCGGUACAGGCCGAAGAUGCGGUCCACCACCCGUCUCCAAACUCGGAUCAGACCAUCUGUGACGGGCUGGCCCGCUUCUCCCAGCCAAGGGCACGAGGCGGUCAGCUGCCGCCAGAUCACUUCCACCAUGUCGUCCUCGUCUUCCUGCUUUCUCAGGACUUUGGCUUUUUCUAUCUGCAGCUCUGGUCCCCAUUUCUCGCCCAGAGUUCCCUCCAGGGGUGGUUUAAGAAGUCAGAGUCAGUGCCAGUGGGGGGUCGGGGCCUUGUUAAUGAGGCCCAGAUGCAGAUGGAAAGAAACUUUUUGUUGCGUGAGGUUUUGGUCCUCAUAGAACUACCUUUUGAUCUUGUGGAGGAGUUGUCAUCCUGGAACAUGGUGUAUGCUGAGGGCCUGAAGGAAAGGCUGGACAUCCUGCUGUUUACAAGAAGCUUAGAGCUCGCUGGACAGGGAAUCACAAAGUUCCUGCCAAAGAAUAGAAACAACAAGCUUGUUUUCUAUGGUGACACCGUACACAUCCAGACACGGCGCGGUUGGGAGCCUGCAAUUGUCAUCCGACAGCGAGAUGAACCACGCUCCUACACCGUGCAGACACCGGCAGGAAGGAUGCUCAGGAGGAACAGGCGACAUCUGAGGAAGAUACACCCGAGUCUCUUCAGAGACACUCACUUUGAUGAACACUUAGACUCAGAAGGACAAACUUCUCAGACACCAGAGACAGUUGACACACCACCACACGAUCCUCCCCCUUUCCUCCAACCAAGCCUUCCACUGGUGGGCGCGAUGGAGCAGCACGGUAGCCCGUGGGUACAACAGAGCCACUGUGGCAUAGCUGUGCAGCUGCUCCAGGCAGCCAUGAAGGGCCCCGCGGCGCUGCUGCAGCAAGGAGCUGACCUCUGCCUCCAGGCUCUCGCACUGGCUGAUCAGGUGGGCCUGGCCUGCAUUCUGCAGGAAGGCUGUAGCUGCAGGCUGGCCAGCUGGGUGGCCUCCAGGUUGGAAAAUGCUGCCUGGUACUGGGUGAUCCACUGGUCCAGCCACCCUGGAGGAGAAGAGAGAGCGUGUGAUGUCUCUCUCCAUCUCCCUCUUGCUCUGCUUGCUGUCGGCCUGUUGGCCUCCUCCUCCAUACACUGCACCAGCAAAGCCCACCUCCCCCCCAGCAGUCCAGUCCACCAGGGGAUCAUAGACAAAGGCCUCCAGCAGGGACAGCCUGAAGAUACCCUCCACGCCAGUGACUCCCAGAGCAGUCUCAAUGUUGAACACCACAGCUCCUUGGCCAGCAGGUUGGAAGGUGUGGCCUCCAUUAACUCUUUCAGCACCUCCUUCAUGACGCUCAGGGGCCAGUCUCGUCGUGUCACAUCUAGACUGAGCCCCACUGCCUUUAGAGCUGGACCAAUGCGGCUCUUUGUUUCCUUCUCCCUUUACAGAUAUGAGGUGCUGUUUGCUCCCCAGCCUCCUGCAGCCUCCUGCCAGUUUUUGUCCAGCGUGGAGCUGACUUUGCAGCACCAAGUGGCUGACACUAACGAGCGUGUGAUGCACCAAGCAGAGCGACUGAAGGCUGAGGGCACAACUGCAGCAGCCUGCGAGGAGCAGCUCCAGGAGAUUGAGCACUGCAUCACAGUCUACCUACGGGAGAAUGGCGAGUCGGGCUCCCUCAGCAUGGCUGGAAUCAUCACCUCUGCCCUCUGCACACUCUGCAGGCGGAACAUGGUGAUGGAGGGUGCAGCGGCCAGUGCUGGAGAGCAGCUGGUAGACCUGACAUCUCGGGAUGGGGCGUGGUUCCUGGAAGAGCUCAGCAGUAUGAUUGGAAAUGUCAGUGCCCUGGCAACACUGCUACAACGCUGCCCACUUCUGCCCCACGACCUGGAGCUGCCUGCACCCUCAGCUACCACACAAGCUGUGUACCUGGCCAACGCUGUGUAUACUUGCUUGCAGGAACUGAACACCAACUUCCGUCAGAUCAUCUUUCCAGAAGCUCUGCGCUGUAUGGUGAAAGGAGAGCCCACCCUUGAGUCAAUGUUGGCAGAGUUGGAGCAGCUGGUGGAGCAGAGCUCAGACGGCCUCGGCCUGCAGGGUUUGGCCGACAGUCUGCAGGCCACCACAGGCCUGGACCACGACGGGCACAACCACUGCCUGCACAUCACCAGGAUGCUGCGCGCUCAGUACUCUGAGCUGAUCCAGCCUCGCAGCAUGGAUGGACCAGGCCAGGACACACCAAAGAUGUCUGCGGGUCAGAUGUUGUUGGUGGCCUUUGAUGGCAUGUUUACCCAGCUAGAGACUGCCUUUGGGCAGCUCACAGAGAAGCUGAGUUCUCUGGAGGUGCCAUCAGCUUGGAGGAAGGUAGAUGUUCUCAGGGAGGCACGGGCCACACAGCUCCACUUCUUUGACAGCCUUAAUCAGCGGCAGCUGAUGGAGGAGGUGUUCUUCCUCAAGAGACUGCAAACCAUCAGGGAUUUCUUCAGGCUGUGUGCCUCCUUCGCUCAGACUCUGUCUGGUAACUGCCCCCCAGCUGAGGACCUGUUACCUACAAAUGGACCAGUUGGUUUGGGGAAGCCUCUGUACCGGCGGCCCAGUGCAGCAGGCUCAGGUGUGACGGUGGUCAGUGAGGAGCAGAUGACCCGCCCCAUCCAAGCCUUCACAGCGGAGUUUGUUCGGCAGAUGCUCAUGGGUCUGCCCAGCCAAGCCCUCGGCCUGGGCCUCUGCAGCACCCUGUCUGCCCUCGGCCUGGACGUUGUUGCCCAGGUGGAGGCAAAAGACUUUGGUGCAGAGAGCAAGGUGUCUCUGGAUGAGCUUUGUAAGAAGGCAGUGGAGCAGAGCCUGGCAUCAGGCCGGGUCUCCCAGCUGCUGCUGAACAGAGCCACAGUGCUGGCCUCCUCCUACGACACAGCCUGGAAGAAAGUAGAUCUGCUGAGGAGGUUAGACGCCAACCUGGAAGCCACCAAGGCCAGCCUGCAGAGGAGCCAGCUGCACAUUGCCAUGUUUCAGUGGCAGCAUGAGGAUGUUCUGGGCCCCAGUAACCAACCUCUGAGUGUCAGCAUUCCUCCUCGCUCCAUCAUCCUCAGCAACAUGAAGAAGAAGCUGUACAAGCUGAGUCAGGACGAGGGAGCCAUAGUGGCUAUUCAGGUCAGUGUCCUGCCCCAGACACCAUGUUUAAUCCAUCAGUCAAAUGUACGGGUUACACUACUUAAUAAAGUUUAUGUACUAUUUAUGUUUCAUGUGUCUAAUACUGAUCAUAAGUACAUGUGUUUGACUUCAGCUGUUAGAUGCAGUGGGGUGAAGACCCAGCCAGACUCAAUGUCCCAGAAUGCACGCAAGGCUCUGCCGCGUAACCUGGGAACUCCCACUGACACCCCACCCAGCACUCUGCUAAUGAACAGCAAAGGCCUCAACCCCAGCCCCAAGAGGGCUGUACGGGACCCUAAAACUGGACGAGCCGUCCAGGAGAGGAACUCGUACGCGGUCAGUGUGUGGAAGAGAGUUAAAGCCAAGCUGGAGGGCAGAGACAUCGAUCCCAACAGGAGGAUGAGUGUCACUGAGCAGGUGGACUAUGUCAUCAAGGAGGCCACCAACAUGGACAACCUGGCCCAGCUGUAUGAGGGCUGGACGGCCUGGGUGUGAACGCUACACUGCUUCACGUCUUUGGUCCAGCGAAGGCUUGGAGAUCCACCAGAGUCCAGCGGGUCUGGGGUGUCGGAAACAGCAGUACCAGACCACACUGGGGGGAGGAAAUGGGAAGCGGAUGCUUAGUCCGCCCUCCCAAACUCCUGGGCACCCAAACUGGGGCAGCGACCUCGUAGCACCGCUGCAACCACACUCCCCCAACCAUCGGCGAUCGGGCUAACACAACGCUUAGUGGGCCUGCAGCCCCGCCUUCCUUUCUGGGGUUUGACUAGGCAAAGCAGCGCCGAAUGGGGGAGGGGGGAAGGAGGGCAAAGGCCUCCUCACCCUCCACUUGGAAAUACCUUCCCCCCUCACCUGCAUAGCUCACUAUCAAGUUGUACCCAUAAACAUCACUUCAUCCUGUUGAGCCAAUCAAACUCCAGCUGAGGACAGGAUGAAGCAGGAAGUGAGCCGUUUCCCUCUGAAGCACACAGCUGAUAGGCUGUGGGUGGGACUUCACCAGAGCUGCGGCUCAGAUGUAUGGGGCAUGUACUUGGCCACCCUUGUUUUUCCUAAUCUUUUCCUCAACGGGUGUUUUGAUUCUGAUUGGCCAGUGGGUUACACGGUUGGGCGGGAAUGAUGAGAAUGAAAAGUUCAGCAGGAUUCUCAAGGCUACUCGGACACCCACCUGAAACCUUAAAUGAAAAGAAAUUGGAGUGGAAAACAAUAAUCCAACUGUACUUUGAUUGGUGAACAGUAAAGACUUUGACACGUCUCUGAAGUGUUUCCCACAAUAAAACUGGAGUUGUUUUCUCAGGAAGGUUCUUUGUGCUUUUGUGGAUAAAAUGAAAACGUCCUGUCAUGUGAAAUAGUUUUGGAGGGCUCAUUUGUGAGCUUGGAUAAGACACGUACAAGGUGACGUCACUUAGACGAGGGAGAGCCUCCGUCUGAUUGUUUUUCUUCGGUCUUCAGUCUGUGUUGUGCUUUGUAACUAUCUUCAGUCCUUCUUUAGAUAGAACUGUAGGAGUAGAUUUCUGCCUUUUUUGACUUGCCUGUCAGAAGCUGUUGCUUGCCUCAUAUGUAUUCACUCCCCAACCCUAAUGCUUGCAUUUUAUGAAUCUUGACCUAGUUUUACAUUUUUAGUGGGAGAAAUUAUGUUUUUGGUGAUGGUGCAAAAUGUUAAUUCUUAAAGCUUUUAAUGGAUUUUGUUGGAUGCCAAAUAAAAAUGGAAGAAAUGGUGA